AUGGCGGUGGGCGAGCUCGUCGGAGCUGGAGAUGAUGGCGGCGGUGGGGGAGAGGGGAGGAGGGCCGCCGCCGCGGGCGCUAAGCGCCGGCGGGAUCGGCUCCCCACCCUCGGCCUCCCCCGCGUCCGCCUCCGGUUCCCUCCCCGCCGUCCUCUCCGAGCUCGCCGCCCUCCACCGCCCCGCGUCCUCCUCCUCUGCCACCUCCCCGCCCUUGUCCCUGCCCUCCAUCACGUUCCUCUCCUCCGGGCCCCGCCGCCGUCGCGUCCAUCUUCCCCCGCCUCGCCGAGGCCGGCGUCCCCCUGCGUCCUCCUUGCUGCCCCGCUCGAGGCCUCGCUCUCCGCGCACCCGCUCCCCGCCGCCGUCGCCUACCUCCGCCUCCUCCUCGCCCCGGCCUCCCCGCUCCUCACCCUCUUCUCCCCGCUCCCCUUCCUCUCCCUCCUCCUCGCCAUCCGCAAGGCCGCCGCCGCCGCGGCCGCCUCCGGCGCCGGCAGCGCCGCCUCCAACCCUAGCUCCGGUUCCGGCGCCGCCUCCAACCCCCGCAAGCGCAAGAACCAGCGCCAGAAGCCGCCGGCGGCCCCGCGGGCGGCGCAGUCGCUGCUCCCGAAGGCGCUCUCCCUGCUCGCCGACGCCGCGGGGAGGCUGCCGCUCGGGGCCCACCCGGACGCGCGGCGGUCGCUCGUCGACACCGCCGCGGAGCUCGCGGCGUUCGACGUCCUCGCCGCCGUCCUUGGAUCCGACUACCACGCCGGGGCGGUGCAGGACGUGAUACGCGCGCUGGCCCCGGUGGUGCUCUCGGCCACGAAAUCCGCGGCACGGGUGGCCGCGGUGCAGUUCCUCGUGAGGAAGUUGGUGCCUUUGGGUGGCGAGGAAGGGGAGGAAGCAGUUAGGAAGGCAGUGGGGUACCUUCCUAGGUACUUGGCCGCGAAGGCGCCGGACAAGGCGGAGGCCAGGGCACUGGCGGUGGAAGCCAUAGUCGAGGUGGUGCGGGCAUUGGAGGCAGAAGUAAGGGAGGGAUUUGCAGGGUAUGUUGUGGCCAUGGCAAGGGGCAAGGCAAAGGGACGACUGCUUGCUGUGGAUUUGGUCCUCGCCUUGCUCCCAGUGCUGUUACCAUCUGAAGGGGAUGACUGUGAUACAGAGGACUCUUGGGGGCUGAAGUUUCUGCGGCUGUUGGUGGAGAGGUGCUCAGAUAGCGUGGGAGGGGUUCGAGCUCGGGCGUUAACGAAUGCAGCCCAGGUGCUUGAUGUUUUGUCUGAGAGAGGUGUGGAGGUUGACCGGUUGCAGGAGGUGAUGAGGAUUGGGGACAUGGGGCUUGGGGAAUUGCUGAGACGACGCUGCACCGAUGAUAAGGCUGCUGUGAGGAAGGCUGUGCUUGUGCUCAUCACAAAGGCAAUCGGUUUGAUUGGGAGACCCAUGGAUGAGUCUCUUCUUUGUGCAAUGGGCACUGCAUGCUCUGAUCCAUUAGUCAGCAUCCGCAAGGCUGCUCUUGCUGCCAUCUCAGAGGUGUUUAGGAAAUUUCCUGAUGAGAAAGUGAUGAAAGAGUGGCUUCAGGCUGUGCCUCCACUGGUGAUUGAUAGUGAGACAAGCAUCCAGGAGGAAUGUGAAAACCUGUUCCUUGAACUGGUGCUUAACAGGAUCUGCCAAGCUGCCAAAUCGAAACUAGAUGAUGAUUCCAUCACCUUGGAGGAAGUUUUCCCUGAAGGGACACUGGAAUUGCUGAAAAGCAUCUGUGAUGGAGAGGUUGCUCCAUGCAUAAAGAAGAUAUGUGCAAGCCUUGGGAAGAAGAAGAAGCUGAAACCACUACUUGCUAGCUCACUGCAGAACAUCAUAACACUAUCUGAAUCCUUGUGGUCGAGAAAUUUUGACUGGAAGUUCCUCUCCCACCACUGGAAACUCCUUGACAAUGUUGGCCAAGACGACAGAGGUAAAGCUUGUUCUCAAGUGGAACCAAACUCUGCGCUCUGGGCAGUCAAUCGUGUGUCACUCUUGCAAACCAUUUCAAAUGUCUCCAUGGAGCUGCCUGUGAAACCUGCAGCAGAAUUGGCACAGAGCUUGCUCACAAGGAUUGAGGAUUUUGAUAUGAACCUGAGUGAGGUUGAUGCGCAUGUAAAAGCACUGAAAACUUUAUGUAAAAGGAAAGCAAAAUCAGCUAAUGAGGGUGAUGCACUGAUCCUGAAGUGGGCGCAGCAACUUAUCUGUAGUGCUUUUGACAUCCUUGACCAGUACAUAAAAGAGGCAUCCGAAUCAGCCAGGGGUCACAGUUUCGUUACUCCUAUGACUGGCAAACGCAAGGGAAUGAAACAGACAUCUGCAUCAAAGUCAACAUUACGUGCAGUUGUUGCUGUGUUCACUGUUGGAUCACUGAUCCUAGCUUGUCCUACUGCUGAUGUGAAGGACAUCACCCCUUUGCUACACACAAUUGUAACUUCUGGAAGUUCUGAGCCAAGGCCAAAAAACCUUGUUGGUGGGACCAUUUCUUUCAAAGAGUUAGCUCCAUCAUUAUAUAUACAAUCGUGGGAUACAUUAGCAAAAAUAUGCCUUGUAGAUGACAAAGUGGCCAAACGGUACAUUCCAAUUUUUGUUCAGGAGCUUGAGAGGAGUGAUAUGGCUACCCUUCGGAAUAAUAUCAUGAUUGCGAUGGCAGACUUCUAUAUCCGUUAUACUGCAUUGGUUGACUGUUACAUGUCAAAAAUAACAAAAUCACUCCGUGAUACCUGUGAAGUAGUACGGAGACAAACAUUUAUCCUACUCUCUAAGUUGCUGCAGUUGAUGAGUCUGAGAAGAUUAGGCAUUUGGCUGAUUACCUUUUGGGAACAUCUUAAAAGUGGCACUGACGAAAGAUCGAGAUCAAAACGAAUGCACAUUUAUGUCUCUUUGCUGAAACAAAUGGCACCAGAGCACCUUUUAGCCACGUCGGCCAAGUUAUGUGCUGAGAUCUUGGCAGCUGUUUGUGAUGGAUUGCUCAGUGUUGAUGAUGCUGGUGGAAGGGCUGUACUUCAGCCUGGGUUUUUGAUUCAUGCUUAUGUUUUUCUCAACAGGAUGCUCUGCAGAUACUGGCUUGCAAGGAGAUGCGCAUCCACCCCAACAUCUUGUCAGAUAAUUCCGAGAUGGACGAGGAAGGCGGCGAGGGGGGCAACGGCCAGCGCGCUCCUGGCGGCCAAAGGGAGGGCGGUGACCCAGGUCGCGAAGAAGAACCUGAUCCAGAUCGCAGUCCCGAUCUUCAUCGAGCUGAAGCGGCUGCUGGAGAGCAAGAACAGCCCGCUGAUCGGGUGCCUGAUGGAGUGCCUGCGCGCCCUGCUCAAGGACUACAAGAACGAGAUGGAGGAGAUCCUGGUGGCGGACAAGCAGCUCCAGCGUGAGCUCCUCUACGACAUGCAGAAGUACGAGGCAGGCAAGGGGAAGGGCAAGGCUGCCGCGCAGGCCGAGGCCGAGGCUGGUCCCAGCGGCACCGGCAGGUCCCCUGCUGGUGAAUCUGCGAGAGCCACUGUCAGGUCGGUGCUGAAGGAGGUGAACCUGAAGGCGCCGACGCCGCCGCUGCACUCGAUGAGCGUGCCCAAGGUGAAGUCCAUUCUGGGCAGUGCUGGGCCGGGCUCUCUGCGCCCCGAUGUCCUGGAGUCGGUCAGGCGGCUUCAGCCGUUUGAGUCGGACGAUGAGAGUUAG
Messenger RNA from Miscanthus lutarioriparius, 3657 nucleotides. The record is from the annotation of a GenBank genome assembly. NCBI's taxonomy places the organism in Eukaryota, Viridiplantae, Streptophyta, Magnoliopsida, Poales, Poaceae.